UUCCAAAUAUCCCAGAAAAGAGUCUGAUAACUUGGGACCCCCUCCUAACAAAAUUCACAGGUCACAUGUUGCCAUGAAAUCACGCCAACCUCAUCCCAAUCACAUGUAUUCUAUGUCUCUCUGCCAUUCUCCCCCCCAUUAUAUACUCCCAAAGCUCUCUAACACUCUCCAGCCAAGUGCCAAAAUUCAUCCAAAGAAACCCCAUUAAUCAUUCAUCAUGUCCUCCUUUUUUCCUCUUCCCCCAUUAUUAUCAUCCUCUUUUUCAAGAUUCUUGUUUGGUUUCCUGAUUAUAUCUAUCCUUCUUCCUGAUUUAGCUUUUAGUUCCAGUUCUAAUACUCCAACCAAAAUUGGUAAAGGCUAUCGUUUAAUUUCCAUUCAAGAAUCCCCUAAUGGUGGCCUUCUAGGCCUCCUCCAAGUGAAGCAGAAGAACAACAUCUACGGCCCUGAUAUCCCCCUCUUGCAGCUCUAUGUCAAGCAUGAAACGAAUGCCCGUUUGAGGGUUCACAUUACAGACGCAGAGAAGCAAAGAUGGGAGGUCCCAUACAAUCUCCUGCCCAGAGAAACUCCUCCGUCAUUAAAACAAACACUUGGUAGGUCAAGAAAGGAUGCAUACACUCUCAAAGCAUCUGAUCAAUACGCAGGAAAAGAGCUUGUUUUUACAUACACGGCUGACCCUUUUAGUUUCUCCGUGAAAAGAAAAUCAAACGGUCAGAUUCUUUUCGAUUCUACCUCCGAGGAAUCAGACCCUUACAAUGGGUUGGUGUUUAAAGACCAGUACCUGGAGCUCUCCACAAAGUUGCCUAAAGAUGCUUCUUUGUAUGGGUUGGGAGAGAACACUCAGCCACACGGGAUUAAACUCUACCCCAAUGAACCGUAUACACUGUACACCACAGAUAUAUCAGCAAUCAAUCUGAAUGCUGAUUUGUAUGGGUCCCACCCGGUGUACAUGGACCUGAGGAAUGUAGAAGGAGAGGCCUACGCCCAUGCAGUUUUGCUGUUGAACAGUAAUGGGAUGGAUGUUUUCUACAGGGGGAAUUCUUUGACGUAUAAAGUGAUUGGGGGUGUUUUCGACCUUUACUUCUUUUCUGGUCCGUCUCCGUUGGAUGUUGUUGACCAAUAUACUUCCUUUAUAGGCCGGCCUGCAGCUAUGCCCUACUGGGCUUUUGGAUUCCAUCAAUGCAGAUGGGGAUACCAUAAUCUCUCAGUUGUUGAAGAUGUAGUUGAGAACUACAAGAAGGCAAAAAUCCCACUCGACGUUAUCUGGAACGACGAUGAUCACAUGGACGGACACAAGGACUUCACUCUCAACCCUGUCAACUACCCUCGUCCACAGCUUUUAGCCUUCUUGGACAAAAUCCAUGCUCAAGGCAUGAAGUACAUUGUCAUAAUAGACCCUGGAAUUGGUGUUAACAAGAGCUACGGCGUCUACCAAAGAGCUAUUGCCAACGACGUCUUCAUCAAGUAUGAGGGCCAGCCUUAUCUAGCUCAGGUCUGGCCUGGAGCUGUUAACUUCCCUGACUUCCUUAACCCGAAAACGGUUGAAUGGUGGGGUGAUGAGAUACGUCGUUUCCAUGAACUUGUACCUGUUGACGGUCUCUGGAUUGAUAUGAAUGAAGCUUCAAAUUUCUGUACUGGUUUGUGUACUAUUCCAGAGGGCAGAAUUUGCCCUAAUGGAACAGGACCAGGCUGGGAAUGCUGUCUCGACUGCAAGAACAUAACGAAAACGAGAUGGGAUGAUCCACCCUACAAGAUAAAUGCAUCAGGAAUACAAGCGCCAGUUGGGUACAAAACCAUAGCAACUAGUGCAUAUCAUUACAACGGAGUAUUAGAAUACGAUGCACAUAGUAUUUAUGGUUUCUCUCAAGCAAUUGCUACUCACAAGGCACUUCAAGGGCUAGAGGGAAAACGGCCGUUUAUUCUGUCACGUUCGACGUAUGUUGGUUCAGGGCACUAUGCAGCACAUUGGACAGGGGAUAAUAAGGGAACUUGGGAAGACUUGAGAUACUCAAUUUCGACAAUGCUGAACUUUGGAAUAUUUGGGGUUCCAAUGGUUGGAUCAGAUAUAUGUGGAUUCUAUCCAGCUCCCACGGAAGAGCUUUGCAACCGUUGGAUUGAAGUUGGUGCCUUCUACCCCUUCUCAAGAGAUCAUGCAAACUUCUAUUCUCCCAGGCAGGAGCUUUAUCAGUGGGAAUCAGUGGCUGAAUCUGCUAGAAAUGCUCUAGGAAUGAGGUACAGGCUUCUUCCUUAUCUCUACACACUAAACUAUGAGGCACAUACUACGGGGGCGCCAAUCGCUCGUCCCUUAUUCUUUACGUUCACGAACGAAACCGACUUGUAUGGAUUGAGCACACAGUUCCUGCUCGGGAGAGGCCUGAUGGUGUCUCCAGUGCUAGAAUCGAAUAAAACUGAGGUGGAAGCUGUCUUCCCUCCCGGAAGUUGGUACGAUAUGUUUGAUAUGAUGAAGGUGAUUGUUUCUAAAGAAUCACAUCAUGUUGUCCUCGAUGCACCGUUGCAUGUGAUCAAUGUACAUUUGUAUCAGAACACCAUAAUCCCAAUGCAACAGGGUGGUAUGAUCUCUAAAGAAGCUAGAACGACCCCUUUCACCCUUGUAGUCGCUUUCCCACUCGGUGCAACGGGAGGAGAAGCCAAGGGGAACCUUUUCCUUGAUGAAGAUGAGCUCCCGGAGAUGAAACUUGGAAAUGGUCACUCAACGUACGUUGAUUUCUAUGCAACGGUUAAGAAGGGGAAGGUGAAGGUAUGGUCUGAUGUUCAAGAAAGCAAGUUUGCCUUAGAGAAGGGUUGGAAAAUUCAGAAGGUAACCGUACUAGGAUUACAGGGAAGUGGGAGUGCCUUUGAGAUGGAAGUCGACGGAAACUCCGUUGAAGAUACAUCUACAGUGGAAAUCAACACAACAGAACAUGAAUAUAUAGAGGAAUUGGAAGAGGGUGGAGAUAAGAUGAAGAAUGUGAUGGUGGAGGUUAAAGGGCUGGAAUUGCCUGUUGGCAAGAAGUUUUCAAUGUCAUGGAAAAUGGGAAUCCAGGCUUGAAAAAAAUCUGUUCUGGGAUAACAAUACAUCUGUUUCUUUUCAGUAUUAUAAUUUCUGAAAUUGUCCUAAAAGUUUCAUCCUUGCCAGUCAUAGUUGUAGACAUUAAAAGUGUCCAUCGAGGUUCUGAAUGGAGAGGAGAUGGCAUAAAAACCUCUGUUCAUCCCUUUCCAUUUAAACAUGCCAACAGAUCAGUCUCUCUUCUUGUUGUUGCUGUAGUCUUAGAAAUGCAGUGAUGCUGCUUGCAAUAAUUCUCUACAUGAUCAUAAAUUCAGAAUUUUCAAUUUA
Messenger RNA from Sesamum indicum (sesame), 3331 nucleotides. Its product is annotated as alpha-xylosidase 1. The record is from RefSeq and is a predicted model, not a curated record. Gene Ontology annotation, biological process: carbohydrate metabolic process. NCBI's taxonomy places the organism in Eukaryota, Viridiplantae, Streptophyta, Magnoliopsida, Lamiales, Pedaliaceae. Gene Ontology annotation, molecular function: hydrolase activity, hydrolyzing O-glycosyl compounds; carbohydrate binding.